Molecule: messenger RNA, 2290 nt
Organism: Acanthopagrus latus (yellowfin seabream)
Lineage: Eukaryota; Metazoa; Chordata; Actinopteri; Spariformes; Sparidae
Gene: wdr55
Product: WD repeat domain 55
Exons: 4
Coding region: 142-1425 (427 amino acids)
Molecular function (GO): protein binding
Source: RefSeq, a predicted model, not a curated record
ACAGUGAGAUGUCAUUAAGAUUUUAUUCAUUUUUAUUUUCAACACUUUAUAUUUACUCAGUUCUGUCUGUAGAGGGCGGUGUGAUUGAUCAACGGUCACCUGCCAUCUUUACAGCGUAGAAGAAGAAGGAAAGAAAACAACAUGGCGGCGUCCAGUGAACACGCUGAAGUCCCGUCCACAGUGACAGAUCCUCCAAACAUUGACAAAACAGAAGCCCCAGAAACCUCCAGAGACCCGGACACUUCAGACUCAGAGCAUGCAGGUCAGGACCCAGAUCCGGACCCGGAUGAGGACGAAGAUUCGGACGGAGGCGAACCGCCGGAGCCGAAGAUCCGAGAAACCCCGGAGGACAUCAAGCUGGAGGCGAUCGCCAACACGGUGGCCCUUCACCCGAGCAGGGACAUCCUGGUGUGCGGGGACGUGGACGGGGACGUGUACGCGUACUCCUACUCGUGUACGGAGGGGGAGAACCGGGAGCUGUGGUCGUCCGGACAUCACAUGAAGUCCUGCCGCCAGGUGCGGUUCUCCGCGGACGGGCUGAAGCUGUACAGCGUCUCCCGGGACAAAAACAUCCACCUGCUGGACGCGGAGCGGGGACAGCUGGUGACGAGGAUCCGAGGGGCGCACGGAGCUCCCAUCAACAGCCUGCUGCUGGUGGACGAGAACAUCCUGGCGACCGGAGACGACGGAGGCACACUCAAGGUUUGGGAUAUGAGGAAGGGGACGGACAUCAUGGAUCUGAAACAGCAUGAGGAUUACAUCAGUGACAUCGCCGUGGACCAGGCCAAGAGAAUCCUCCUCACUGCCAGUGGUGAUGGUACCAUGGGUGUCUUCAACAUCAAGAGGCGGAGAUUCGAGCUGUUGUCAGAGUACCAGAGUGGCGAUCUGACCUCGGUGGCGCUGAUGAAGCGGGGCAAGAAGGUGGUUUGCGGCUCCAGCGAGGGGACUAUCUACAUCUUCAACUGGAAUGGCUUCGGAGCCACCAGCGACCGCUUUGCCCUCAAGGCUGAGUCGGUUGAGUGCAUCACCCCGGUGACCGACAACAUCAUGUGCACCGCCUCCAUGGACGGUUACAUCCGAGCCGUGAACCUUCUUCCCAACCGGGUCCUGGGCUGCAUCGGGCAGCAUGUCGGCGAACCCAUCGAAGAGCUCGCCAAGUCCUGGGACUCACGCUUCCUGGUCAGCAGCGCCCACGACCAGCUCAUCAAGUUCUGGGACAUUUCCAGUUUGCCCAACAUGACUGUCAACGAAUACCGCAAGAGGAAGAAGAAACAUGGCCGAAUGAAGUCUCUCACUAAGAAAGCCCACGGAGAGAACGACUUCUUCUCAGGACUUGUAGAGGAAACAGAAACAAAGCAGGAGGAAGAAGGGGACGGGGAGGAAGAGGAAGAGGAAGAGGAUGACAGCGACAGUGGCAGCGAUUAAAAAGCAGUUGGUUUCAUGUUUUGAAACAUGUCGUAACUGUGCCUUCAGACAUUUUGGUGCCGAAUAUGGAAGUAAGUGCUGUUGGACGGCACUGUGGCAGGUCCUGGAUCUGAUCCCUGCAGUGUCAGAUCCUCCUUCUAGAUACGACUUGACAAGAAAACAAAACCACCAGUGAUGAAUCUGUGUUCAUAAAUGUGAAUGUGAGGAUGAGACAAAUAUGUCUUUCCUCAAAACGAUCACACUAAAGUUAUUAUAAGUAAAGAUAUCGUAUGCCUGGUUAAUGAACCUACAUACUUUUUUGGAACAAACCAAAUGUGUCUGUGACAGAGAGUCAGAAGUUUCUUCUUAUAUUGAGCAGAUCAUUCCUGGUUUCAAACAAAAUCAAGCAAUUUUUCAAAAAAGUGUCUCACAGAAUUAUAACUCAGAUGCUUGUGUUUCGGAAAACAUCCAAGAACUUUUUCGUCUAAUGAAAAUAAACUUGUUUAUUUGGGAAAAAUGUAACGUUUGUUAUUUGUACCAAAAGUACAGUUGGACAGUGUUUGACAAUACAUUUGUAUUUAAUUAAUAAAAUAAGUUACAGUUGCUUAUGAUACAUGCAAACUUUAAUUUAUUCAACACAUGAUAGUUCCUGAAAAGGGUACAAAGAUGUUUUAUGUUUUGCUGGUUCCAUACAAGAGAUGUCAGCUAUUUUAAUUCUGAGUUCUUAUUAUUCCCAACUAUGUUGAUUAAAAACUUGACAGUUAAAGGAGCAGUCUGUAGUUUGGGGCAGAAAUGUUAAUAAGAAGAGACACAAACAGCAAAAUAAUCAGACUCUCUUCGUCUGCAUGACCGAAUAAACUGAAUAAACAAACUGAUCUGAAAUAUA